UCAGAAUGGGAGUGAAAACCGAAAAAACAAUGUGAAAAUAAUAUUUUUUUCACUGUAUUAGUGGAAAUUAUCUGCGUAAUGACAUUGUAAUUAGAUUAUCGACAUGUUUACUAAAAAAUCUCAUCAAGAUGUUAAAAAAUCUACGGUCAAAAUUCAAGAUUCUAAGAAGGAUUCUGCGACUCGUUUAAAACACUUAAAAAUCGUAUUAGAGCAUUAUGAUGCUGAUGAAGCCAAGGCAUAUUUUGAAGGGAACUUCAGUCAUGUGUACUUUAUAUUGUAUGAUAACUUCAUACAGGCUGAAAACAACUUGCGUCAGAGAGAACUGUCAUUCCAUCUCGUGCACAAGGCUGGCAGAGAAGAAUUAGAAGGAGCUUUAUGCCUCUUAGAAAAAGUAUUAUGCCUCCUCCCUGAACUGAUUGGGAAAAGAUGGCAACUUCACUCUUUAACAAGGGUAUUUUCAAAACUUCUCCAUAGUUGGAAUUCACAAAAGUUGCGAGCAGAGGCUAUAAGAUACUUCCUUCUUUGGUAUCAAGCACUAGGUGACAAUGCGCCCCUUGAAGUGCAUAAAAUGUUUGCUUCACUUGUGCCCGGCCUACCUGAGCCAAACAUCCUGCCGUCAGGUUCGCCUCCCAAGACCAAACAGUUUGAAGCUGCAGCAAACAUUUCUCACGAAUCCAACGAAUUUAGCAUGGAGGAUAUAUUGCAGCACCCUAAUUUUACUGCAACGUCAGACAAUGCUAAGAAAAUUGUUGUAGAACAGACACCAUCUGGCAUUAUUGGGAAGAUAGCAAAUGUUUCGGCUUCCAUAUUCCAUGAUACAAACGCUUUAAAUCCGGUCCAAUCUGUCGAAAUUCAACCACUAUUGCCGGCGAGCGCCAACGAAAGAGCAGUAGAAAAUGAAACCAAAUAUUUCUUUGAAAUCCUACUAGACGGGAUGGCGACGUCGGUAACGAAAAUACACUGGAAGGAUCGCUCGCACGCAAAGGCAAUGAGAUGUUUUGCAUUUCUUCUAGAAAAAUUCAAGCUGUAUUAUUUGCCUGUAAUUUGUCCCCAGUUUAAUUACAAAAAUUCGCUAUACAAGCCUAAUCUUGAACUACCAGUACAGCAUAACAUCUUAGAAGAUGAUUUUGUCCUAUGCCGAGUGACUUUAAUCAAGUGGGUGGCGAACUAUGCCCACUUUAUGAAGAAGCAGGGCAGUGAUGGUGGACAACCGUCUUCUAUGACCAGCACGGGCUCGCAUCUUCCGCAUUCGAACACCCCCACUCCGGCAACCUCGCUGCACCAUGAAGAGGAAACCUCCUUCACUGUUGGACAUCCCUCUGAUUCAAGUAGAGCGUCGUCACAUGAUUCUGCUUCCAAUACACCACAUCCUAGUUUAGAAUCAGGUACAGGCGUAUAUGAAGAGUUAAGUUCGGAGCAGGUGGUCCGAGACGUGCUGUGUUGUUCUUCACGAGAACAUGUGGACUUCACUAUAGAGGUGCUGAGACAAGCUUUCCUGCUGCCGUUCUCCCACGCCGCCGCCACCAGACGCGUCAUCGCGCUGUACAAAGACUGGAUUCAGAUGAAUGUGGCCGAGAUUCCCCCCUUCCUAAUGGAAAGCACGUAUGAACAAUCUGGGGAACCACUAGCGCCGCCGCGCCGCCUGCGCAACGACUCCUACCUCGGAGCCAUAGGGCGGGACAACGUAAUGGUGCGAGCUGGCUUACAGAAUGUUCUCCAAAUCUUCAUGACGCAGGCGGCGAACGUGUUCCUAGCGUGUCCGUCGCCAGUGGCGCCGCCUGGAGCGCUCAGUCAACAACAGCUGCUAGAAGAACAAACCGACACCUGCAAGAGAGUACUCAACAUAUACCGAUACAUGGUCAUGCACGUGGCUAUGGACGCUAAUUCUUGGGAACAACUUUUGUUGGUGCUUCUCCAAAUCACAUCACUCGUGCUGACCAAAGUUUUACCCAAACGGAAGCAGGAAUCAUUAGGUGGUUUCCUAGCACCAGCGUUGUUCCAAACACUAAUAGUGACUUGGAUCAAGGCCAACCUGAACGUGGCCGUGAAACCUGAGCUGUGGCAGAACUUCAUGGAGCUGCUGUCGAGGCUCACGCAUUGGGAGGACCUCAUCAAGGAGUGGGCGAAAACAAUGGAGACGCUGACCCGCGUGCUGGCGCGGCACGUGUACUCGCUGGAGUUGUCGGAGAGCGCGGAGCGGGGGCGGGCCCGCCGCGGAGCGCCGCUCGCCGCGCCCGCGCCGGUGCCCCGCCCCGCCGCGCACCGCCCGCCGCCCUCCGCUGACACGCGCACGCCUGGUAAAUCCCCGAAAGUGAGCCACGAGUCGCACCCGCGCAAGGAGACUCACUCGCGGCGUCAGCUGACGCGCUGUCGCAGUGACCCGCACAUCGCCAAACAUGCGCUCGCGCAACUUACUACUGAACAUACCAAAGAACCACAUAUAAAUAGCAAGGCUAGGAGGUGGUACUCACUUGAUUCACUGAGGCAGUCUUCUAGUCAUGACGAGAGGGAUUCGGCCAGUGGAUCGCGUUCUCCAUCGCCCGCGCCCUCUAGCGGCGUGGAGAGCAGUUCCAUAAAGGAUUCGCCGUUGCAAAUAGAUCUGGCGUCAGAUGGUGGAAAUGUUGAAUGGUCCGAACAGGAGUCGUUGGGUUUGUCAAGAGGCGGGGGCGUGGGGAGUGGUGGGGCGGGAGUGGGCGUGGCUUUAGGCGGGACGGCGCGUGGUUGGCUGCCGGACGUGGCGGCCAUAUUGUGGCGACGAAUGCUGGCCGCGCUAGGAGACCCUAACGCGUUGAAAGACCCCAAUGCGCAUGCGCACCUAUACGACUAUCUUAUACAUCUCAACAGUACGCUGCUUAAGAUCAGCGCGAACCAGACUCUGAACGGCAACACCGAGAUCCACGUGCCCUUCAACUUGGUGGCGGGAUGGUGUCUCGAAGCCGAGGCGCUGCCGCCCUCGCACAGGGCGGGCAAGCUGUUGGCACUGCGGCUGCUGUGCGAGUCGACGCAGGCCCAGGGCCCGGGCGCGCCCGCCGCCUGCUCGACGCCGCAUCUAGCGCAUCUGCAGCUCUACCAGCGCGCGCUACACCACGGUCUGACCGGCGAAGACCGCUCCGUGGUAGAUGUCCUAGUGGAGUAUGCUGCCCCUCGAUACUUAUCUCUGGCUUUAGAUGGUUACUCGUUAUUGCUACUGGACUUUGUGCACGCCUCCACUGUGGUGCUCAACUCCUCCGACAUGGCGCCCUCGUGUCCACGAACGGCUGCCGUGACUUUCUUAGGAUCUUUGCUGUCGUUGCCAGACGAACUGAUGAAUGCCCCAAUGUUACAGCCUUACCCACAUCAAUAUAACACUGUUUCAUGCCCAGAUCUGAAGGAGCACGUGCUAAACAUAAUAGUGCGCGUGUGCCGGCGCGAGGGCUCGGCGGCGGCGCGCUGCGCGGGCGCCACGGCGCUGGUCGCGCACGCCGCGCACCUGCUGGCCACGCGCGCGCGCUGCGAGCGCUUGCCCGGCUACGUCGGCUGUCUGCUGCACAUGCUCAUGAUGAAGAACAGAAACAUAGCGAAAGUAGUAAGCGAUUGUAUUUUGGUGCUAGCUGACUACACCGACCGGAUCGUCGAGCAAUAUCCCGGGCUUGCCGGUAAAAUAAUCAAGUGGAUCUGCGCGUGCCUCGGCCAGAUAUCUCCGAUCAGUAGCCGGGAGUCCGUCAAACCGUUGGCUGGUUCCCUGUUGCUUUGCCUCGCGGAGUUCGCGGUGCGCUGCGGACCCACUUACCUCAUGCAGGAGAAGGACGGCGACCAGACUUUGCUGCUACUUAUAUUCAGAGUACUAUAUGCGGUAAUGAGAGGAACGAGCGGGUCCGACAUUGAAGGGCUGACGCUGCCCGUUGACGAAGACUUCGACCCCAAUGUACAGUCGGAUAACUUGGGACCCAAGACCUUGCCGGCCUCAACCAUUGACGUCAAACUUUGGGCUCAAACGAUAUGCACCCAGCUAGUGUUGUUCCUCGGCCACUGGCCUCUUUGGAGCGGCUGCCAGCUCUCUUCGAGCGUUUGCGAGCAGCACGACAGCCCCUCACUAGGGGGUUCCCUAGGACCCCCGGUACUCACCGCGCCGCACAUACAACUGAUGAGACUCAGCGAUUCUACACUCGCGUCGUUUGUGGAACUCCCCGCGCUUGACACGCCGGCGGGGGGCGCGGGGGGAACUACACCAGGUUUAACAACAUCCGAGCGUCAAGUUCGUGUGCUCCUGCGGGAUAUCGCGGGCAAGGCGUGUUGGGACGCCUCAGCCCUGCAUUACGACCCGACAAAUUCCUGCGAGGAGCCGCUGGAACCAUUGCCUCUUCCGGAAAAUGUGGAGAGCCCCAGACACAACACGUUAUCGUCGCUGCCGCCGCCGUUGCCGCCCGACUUGUUGCCAGAUUACAAGAACUCGCCGCCAGACAAACAUCAGUUGGACCACGUAUUAGCAUACAUCGGCCACACUUCUCCGGAAGUGGUCUGCGGUCGCAAAUUGGACGCGGCCGGACCUUCACCAUUGCCCCCCGGCGUGGAACAGGAACUGAUGGCCGCCUUACAAGCGCACCGCAACACGGAGAGGCAGUAUCUGGCUGCUAGAGACAGUGAGGAAGAGCCCCCCGGGCCGGAGCCGGAGGCGCCGCCGCUGCCGCCGUUCGCGGCCAGCGCGCGGCUGGCGGCGCAGCUCGGCGCGCUGGCGCCCGCGCGCCGUGCGCACGCGCAGCUGCUGCGCCGCUCCGACCGCCUGCUGCGCGAGCUGCGCAACCUCGACGCGCUCAGGUGUCGUGAAACGCAUAAAGUGGCGGUCAUAUACGUGGGCAAGGGACAGGAGACACGCAACGAAAUACUGUCGAACCGCUGCGGCAGUCCGGCUUACGAAGCUUUCUUGGCGGCUCUGGCUUGGGAGGUGGAGCUGGAGAGCCACGUGGGCUUCACGGGCGGGCUGCGCGGCGGCGGCGGCGGGGGGGUCAGUGCCCCGUACCUGGCCACCCUCACGCUGGAGGCGCUGUUCCACGUGGCCACGCGUAUGCCCGCAGACUCCCCCGACGCUAUCCUGCACAAGACCCGCCACCUGGGCAACGACGAAGUGCACGUAGUAUGGAGCGAGCACUGGCGCGCGUACAAACGCGAUACUUUACCGACGCAGUUCUGCGACGUGCUGAUCGUGCUGUACCCGCUGCAGGGCGGCCUGCUGCGGUGCACCGUCUCCAGGAAACCUGACGUGGCAGUGUUCGGGCCGCUGUGGGAGGAGUGCAUAAUCCGCGUGAGCUGCUGCGCGGCGCUGGUGCGCGGCGCGGCGUUCGCGGGCGGGCGCUCGGUGCGCGCCACCAUGCCGCUGUACCAGCACGCGCACGCCGAGCGCGCCCGCGGCCUGGACGCGCUGGUCGCGCACCACACGCAGCCCACCACCUUCGAGAGCUUCGUGGAGCGGAUACGGGAACCGGUCCCGCAGCACCAGAGUGCCACAAAUGCAGUACCAGAGCAAGGCAGCGGCCGCCUAGCAGCAGCAUUGCUCGACCACGGCGCGGCGUGGAGCGGCGGCGGCGACGGCCACGCCGUGUCGCCGCGGCCCGCCAAGCGCCUGGGCCCGUUCCGGCGCGGCGCCCCGCCCGCCCCGCCCGCGCCGCACACGGCGCCGCCGCACGCGCCGCAGCCGCUGCUGCCGCCGCAGCCGCAGCCCGCACCCAGGAGGAACCGCUGAAUUACUAUGUUAUAUUCUAAUUUAAAGUACCUAUAGUCCAUUUCUUUAGUAAUAAAUAUUUGUAUCACUACAACCCACAUAUACGACUUACAAUAUAAAAUCAAGACGGUAACUUUAGGUACUGUAAUAAAGGUAUAGAUAUUUUUUUUGUUCUGAUGUAAAAGUAAACAAUAUUAUUGUCUUUUUUUUUUGUUGAAAAUACAUUUCAGAAGUGUGGUUCUAUUAACCACACUUCAGAAAUGUAUUUUCAACAUUUUUGCUUGUUUCAUAACUAUAAAUUUAUUUUUUAUCAAAAAGACAUAUCAGCAUUGUUUAUUUUUAUUUACUACCUAAAGAAAUAGACUAUUGAUAUAUAUAAAUAUAAGAAAGCGACGCUGGCAGUAUACAAUAAGCAAUAACUAACGCACUAACUGGAAAUAUUAUAUAUAUUCAUAAGAAUACCUUGGCAAUGUGCAAUACCUAUGGAAAUAUAACCAGCAUGGAAAAAACAAGCUUCACACGUAAAUAAGAUUUUUUUUUUCAUUAUCCUUAAAUUACAGAGGAGAAAGAAAAAACUAUCACUCUCUUUUCAUCUCUGAACUAGUUUAAAAGGCAUGGAUAGAAAAAUGUUCACUUGAGGGAUUUUGUUCCAUUUUGCUAUUGUUUGAUUUGGGUUUGUUUUCCACGCUUGUUACAUUACCAACACUCUAUUCCACACACAUCGGCUAGAAACAUUGUUCUAAAUAUUUUUUUAUAAUGCGUUGAGCGGAUCAUUGUUUUUCGUGUGUAGUUCAACUACAUUCUAAACAUAAGUCUAAAAAAAGUUCUAUAAAAUUGUUUUUAUUAAUUUAAAAUUGACGCACGGCGAAAGGAAAUAAAAACUUCGCAAGUAAAAAGAUCUGCUCGAUGAACUGUUUGUAUUACAACCUCUUCUCAAGUUGCCCUUUAACAAUUUUGUUAUCAUAGCAACAAGUUAUGAUUUUUUCAAUAAUAUCUACUAAAGUAAGAAAUUGACGUCCAAAAACGACGUGACGUCGUAAAAGCGCUUAUUAUUCGAAGAACAUCAACGAAAUAUGCUUUUUGCAUUGCCGGACGGGUUCCCAGUCCGUCAUAUUUUUUGAUGUGACGUCUGUCUCUGAAUGGCAACGAAAAUAUUGAACCAGCCUUGCCUUGUUUUCAACAAGGCUUCGAUAAGCAUAAUUAUUAUUUUAAUUGUUCAAUUAAUAUUUAUAUUAAACAUAAGUAGGUAGUAAUAUAAGUUCGUAUGGUUUCCGAAACCUUAUAUUUCCAGGGCAGUUUUUCAUUAAUAAUUUAACUGUAUUAUUUAUAUUUGGAAAAAGCCAAAAAUAUUCCAACUAACCAAACAAUGUUGCUACCGACAGUCAGUGUUCUGUGGUCCUGUUUCUGUACUCCUCGUCAUAUAAAAAAAUAUAAAAUGUUAUCCUUCAUCCGAUCCUGAUACCAAUGUGGUCUAUGCCUAUCAAUGGACGGAGAAGGCCAAGUAAUAAGCAACUUUAACAAACAGUGAUCCAGAUUUCGAAAAGUAUACUUUUAUUUGUGCACCGCUUUACAGUGUUAAUAAAGUACAGAAAUCCUACUUGUAUUGUAUCUAUUACAGAUUCACGUGUUUAAUAUUUGUCUCAUUGUACAACACAAUAUCAUUCAAAAUUGCUUCAAUUGUAAACACGAAAUAGUACCUAACAGUAUUGUUAAAUAAAAAAAAUAAAGAUUGUAAAUGGCAGUUUUCCCAUUGUUUUGCCUGUCAUUCAAGUAUUAGAAUACUGAUACAAAUCAUUAUUUUUUGCAAAUAACAAAUGUACCACUGUGAUUAAAUGUGAUUGUGACACAUUGAUUAUAUUAUUUAAUUCGUCCAAUGAGAGAUUCUUAGCACCUUAACUUCAGACUUAAUGAAAUUUUUAUGUACUUAAUAAUUUAUUUUAUAAGCUUUUUAACUAUAAAAUAGUGUGCAUUUAAAAUUUAUCUUUGUCAUGUUAAUCUUUAUUUUUGUGAAAACAUCACAACUUCCCGUCUUUCUUCCGAACUUUAGCCAUGGCGUCAUUGUGUUUAUUCCAUAGAUCAUGUAAUCAGCUAUCAUAACAGUUAACAAAUGUAAGUAGUAAGAUGAAGGCAUUGAAAAGUCUUCACCUAUCUAGUUUCUACACGAGUUUUCCCUAAAUCUGAAAUAAUGAAAACAUACCAAAUAUCCGUUCAAAAAUUCUAACUUAUAACUUGUUUGCCAUACCCGCAAAAGCUUGCUUAAUUAUAAAACUUCCUUAUUUUAAACAAACCUACCUACACUAAGUUGGCAAAUAAAUGAAUAUUCUUUGAGUUUUAUCGUUAAACCUUAAGCACGAGCAGGAACCAGGAACGUCAUGGCUAUUCAAUAAAAUUAUUGUUAUGCACACUGAUAUAGAAUAAUUCUUAUAGAUUGCCGCAAAUAUUUGUGUGAUGUGUAUUUUGUCUCAGAAACUUUGUAUCAAGUAUAAGAAUUAUAUCACUGAUAUUUAUGACAUUAUAGCCCUAAGUGACUGAUAAUAGCCUGAAAUAAAUGAGUAUUUUAAGGCUUUAAAAAAAUUUACAUGUUAUGGAUAUUAUUUCUGUACAUAUGUAAACUAGUUAUAGAGCUUUAACUGUUGUAGUUGAAUUUAUACUAUGUAUGUAGAUUGUAUUUAUUUUUUUGCAAAAAUGUUCAAUCUUUUGAAUCUUUGAUCAAAGCAAUGUACUUAUUUGCUAGUGAAAAUUUUUGGAGGGUAUUUGUUUAAACUAACAAUAUCUCGAAAUAAUAAAUUAAACACUACCACGGGGGAAAAUAAAAGUCGGUAUUUUAAGGGAUCUCACAAAUUACGGGGAUUUUACAGGCCUCAAAUAUCCUCUUGUAUACAAACAAACAUUUCAUAAAGAUUAUCUUAACAAAAUGGUGCUUAUACUCAAAAUGACGUAAUAAACAUUCCAUGCAUCAUGGUCAUGUUCGGAAACUUUUCUCAUGGGAAAUUAGGAAUUAAAAGAUACCUAUUUGUUUGCAUUUAUGUUUAUUUGUUUAUUGCAUUCCAGUUAAAUAUUAUUUUAUGAAUCUGUGUUUGUUUCUCACUAUAGGUAAAUGUUGUUAAUCAUAAUUUGUUUGGAAGAAUACAAAAAUUCUUUACAUGGUUAAAUUAAACAGUAUUUUUAUAGAUGUUAAGACUGACACAAGAUUAUGUAUUUAAAUAACUGAGUAUUAAUUUAUUAUCAUUUCUAAAUGUGGUGGUACCACUAUUUAUUAUAGUUAAUUUAUUUCUAUUUUGUUGAUCAAAUUAAUGGCUUCACAGAAUAAUAGUAGCUUACAUUAAUAUUAAGUUAUUUGGAUAUUAACCCCCAGACAGUGUAACCAAAUUUUAUAUUUAAAGCAGUAAUAAAAAUAAAGUUGUUAA
This is a messenger RNA of Amyelois transitella, 9102 nucleotides long. RefSeq names its product probable Rho GTPase-activating protein CG5521. The transcript has 34 exons. Gene Ontology annotation, biological process: positive regulation of GTPase activity; regulation of small GTPase mediated signal transduction. Gene Ontology annotation, molecular function: GTPase activator activity. NCBI's taxonomy places the organism in Eukaryota, Metazoa, Arthropoda, Insecta, Lepidoptera, Pyralidae. Gene Ontology annotation, cellular component: cytoplasm; nucleus. The record is from RefSeq and is a predicted model, not a curated record. Bases 104 to 5716 code for a protein of 1870 amino acids.